This is a messenger RNA of Pan troglodytes (chimpanzee), 3497 nucleotides long. It is a transcript of the gene ZNF311, whose product is annotated as zinc finger protein 311. Gene Ontology annotation, cellular component: nucleus. The record is from RefSeq and is a predicted model, not a curated record. NCBI's taxonomy places the organism in Eukaryota, Metazoa, Chordata, Mammalia, Primates, Hominidae. Gene Ontology annotation, molecular function: DNA-binding transcription activator activity, RNA polymerase II-specific; RNA polymerase II cis-regulatory region sequence-specific DNA binding. The transcript is spliced from 10 exons. Gene Ontology annotation, biological process: regulation of transcription by RNA polymerase II. The coding region runs from base 1185 to 3284 and encodes 699 amino acids.
UAGCACCCGCGGAAGACUUUUCUCUUUGGUCCAGCCCUGCAGACCCCGGGAAGCUGUGCUGUCUGAAUCAGCUUGGCCAGUGUUGGACUGUUACCAUUUGGGAGGAACAGAUUAGCUUGAAUAUGAAAUUUAUCCUCUUCAGUAUACAAAGAGAAAAACAAAGAAAAUGAAAGCACGAGUCAAUUAGAAUUACUUGAAUAUGCAGCAAUUAAGACCCAGAGAAAUUAAGUAACUUGCUCACAGUAUCAUAGCUAACAAGUUGCAGAAUCAGGAACAAGAUCUUCUCAAUAUAAAGUUUCUGCACUUCCCAUAAUACCACUUUAUUGCUACUGUGCCAAGUAUUUUCUUACCUCCUUUGUCUUUGAAUAAAUAGAAGACCCGACUGGGCUGGAAAGGCUGCAUUUAUAUCCAAAGUAGUCUAGAGGUUCCUCUACAUGGGAAAAAAAGGAGCAAAAGGGUAAUAUUUCUGCAACCCCUUUGCACCAGCCAUAAACGCAAGGAACUCCUAGAAGGCUGAGCCGCGAGGAGGAGGGCGGAGAGUUUGAGGGAACGCCUAGACCAGAGAGUUGACGCCUUUCCUAGAAAAUCACCGGAAAUGAUAAUUGGCGGACUAGGAAGUGGAGCUUCUGUAUAUUUCUGUUUCUCAUUUCUUGGGGAGAGUACCGGCGGGAAGCAUCCAUUCAUAUAUUCAUUCAGUCAGCUAAUUUUUAAUCCAGCACAUACUAUUGCAAGCGCUGUUUUAGGCGUUGAGAAUACAACUGUGAACAAGACGACAAAAAUUCCUGCCCUCAUGGAGCCUAAGAGCCUAGAUUUUAGCGAAGGUAGAACCACCGUAAACAAUGUAUAUAUUAAUAAGUAACUUAUGCACCAUACUGGAAAAUUAUAAAGUGCUAUAGAGGAAAAGAAGAAUUCAUGUAAAGCAAGGGAGACAAGAUGUGAGAUCACAGCGGUUUAGUGUUGCUAAUGAACCCCAAAUCCAGGGCAGUGUUUGACACAUUAAGCCAAACAGUAGCAGCACUGUGGGUCAAGAAGGGCCCUUUGGCUGGCACCACCAAAACAUGUGUUCUCCAAAGGAGGCUGGCAUCAACUGGAGCCACUUCACAGCUUGUUUGAGAACUGGAUCUGACCAGUAGGAAGAAACCAGGACAGCAGUGGAAGACUGUUAAAGAAACCUGAGUAAAAAGAUGCAGGAGGUAAGAAGAGGAGGGUCUGUGAUACAUCACAAGGAGGAAGAAGGAGAAGUGAGUCCAAGAAAGAAGGAAAGCAGUGUUGUGCUGUUGGAUGAGAGUUCAGGACCACCAAGCCAGCUGCUUUGGACCUGCCAGGAUACCCAGCUCCCUCAGGAAAGCGCUCUAUUACCUGCUCCAUAUCCUGCCUUCACUAAAGAUGGAAGCCAAGGAAACCUGCCGCAAGCAGAUAUCACACUAAUGAGCCAGGCCCAAGAUAGCAGGAGCAUAUUAUUUCAGGAGUCAGUGACAUUUGAGGAUGUAGCUGUGAACUUCACUAACAGGGAGUGGCAGUGUCUGACCUACGCUCAAAGGCAUCUCUAUAAGGAUGUGAUGUUGGAAAAUUAUGGGAACAUGGUAUCACUUGGAUUUCCAUUUCCUAAACCUCCUUUAAUCUCUCAUCUGGAGCGAGAAGUAGACCCCUGUGUGCAGGAUCCACAGGACAGGGAGUCCCUAAGCUGCUCCUACCCAGUGUCAGCUGACAAGAUGUGGCCUGAGAAUGAAAAGGCAAGUUCACAACAAGAGAUUUUUGAAAAUGGAGAAGCCUACUGGAUGAAAUUUAACAGUCUCCUAAAAGUUGAUUCCCGGGAUCCUAAGGUUAGAGAAGUUUGUGUUCAGGAUGUCAAAUUAGAGAAUCAAUGGGAAACAUCUAUAAGGGAGAAACUGAGAGAAGAGAAAGAAGGCUCUGAGGAAGGGACCUGCAAAAAAGGAAAGAACCAGAAAGUGCUUAGUAAAAACUUGAAUCCAAACUCAAAACAUAGUCAAUGUAAUAAAGUUCUUAUAGCACAGAAACUCCAUGAAUGUGCCAGGUGUGGCAAAAACUUCAGUUGGCACUCAGAUCUAAUUCUCCAUGAGCGAAUUCAUUCUGGUGAGAAACCCCAUGUGUGUAAUGAGUGUGGGAAAGCAUUCAAGACCAGAAAUCAGCUUUCUAUGCACCAGAUAAUCCACACAGGGGAGAAACCUUUUAACUGCACCCAGUGUGGGAAGGCUUUCAACAGUAGAUCAGCUCUUUGCCGACAUAAAAAAACCCACAGUGGGGAGAAGCCUCACGAGUGCAGGGACUGUGGGAAGGCCUUCAAGACCAGGAACCGUCUCUGUAUGCAUCAGCUGAUCCACACCGGGGAGAAGCCUUACGAAUGUAACUGCUGUGGGAAGGCCUUCCAGUUUAAGCAUUCCCUUACCAUCCAUGGCAGAAUUCACACUGGGGAGAAGCCAUAUGAAUGUGAGGAGUGCGGGAAGGCCUUCAGUGGGAGUUCAGACCUCACCAAACACAUAAGAAUCCACACUGGGGAACGACCUUAUGAGUGCAGCAAGUGUGGAAGGGCCUUCAGUCGGAGCUCAGACCUAAGCAAACACAAACGAAUCCAUACUCGGGAGAAACACUAUGGGUGUCCCCAGUGUGGAAAAGACUUCAGCAUCAAGGCAGAACUCACCAAACACAGAAGGAUCCACACUGAAGAGAAACGUUACAGGUGUGAGGAGUGUGGGAAAGCCUUUCGUCAUAACUGUAAGCGCAGGGCUCAUGAACGAGAGCACACAGGGGAGAAGCCCUAUCAAUGCAGGGAUUGUGGGAAAACCUUCCAAGAUCAGCACUGCCUUACCAUCCAUCAGAGAAUCCACACUGGAGAGAAACCUUACAAAUGUUUAGAGUGUGGGAAAGCUUUCAGUGGGAAGUCGAACUUGACCAAUCAUCGAAGAAUUCACACUGGAGAGAAGCCUCACAAAUGUGAGGUAUGUGGAAUGGCCUUCCAUCAUAGUUCAGUCCUGAGGCAGCACAAAAGAAUCCACACUGGUGAGAAGCCAUACACCUGCAGUGAGUGUGGCACGUCCUUCCGUCAGGGCUCAGCUCUGAUUGGACAUAAGCGAGUUCAUACUGGGGAGAAACCUUAUGAAUGUGAGGAAUGUGGAAAAGCUUUUAGAGUGAGCUCAAAUCUUACUGGACAUAAGAAAAGAAAACAUCAAGUAUGGAGAACCCAUGAACUUGAUGGGAGUAGGAAAUCCCUCUCUCCAGUGACUGUUUCUCAGACCUCAGUAGUCAGUAUUUUGACCAGUGCCUGAGUAUAACGAUUCUGGUGUUACUUUCUGUUUUUCCUACCUCUUAGGCUGGUCCUUCUGUCUCUUAUAUUAGUUAUUCCUGAUUUCCUGACCCUUAAUUGUGAGAUUCCCCAAAGACAUUGUCCUUUACCUUCUUAUUCAGUAUUUUUUCAGUGAGCACAUUUACUUCCAAGAGUUUAUCAAUCACUUCCUAAUACUAAUAAACACUUACUAGUG